GAAGUGCCCUUGAAACCCUACCGUGUGGUGCGCCUCCUAACGAGUUGAGAGGUGGUAGCUGCUGCGGAAGCUUUCUCUUCUCAACCUUUCGCAGCAGCAAUCGCUUCCCAGCCAUGGCACGCUCUUUCUCUCUACCCAAACGCGCCCUUUCCCUUGCUCUUCAACGGCGAGGGUACGCAGUGGCGUCUUCAGAUGUUUGUUCGGUGAGGGGGGGUUUGGAUAGGAUUCGGGGUAGGAGCGGAAUAGUGGAAGAGAAAAGUGCCACAAAACAUGGUUUGGGCCCUUCGGCUUGGGGCCCAGACCCUGUGACGGGUUACUACAGGCCCAUCAAUCACACCGAUGAGAUUGACCCGGUGGAGCUCCGACAGAUGCUGUUGAACCACAAAGUUAGAUCCUAGAUGCACCAACACCCACACCUAGUUUCAUCUAAUUAUGUUCCUUUUGCUUUUCUAGUUUCUUUUCUUGUAAACCAACAAAAUAUAUGUUGUCUCUUUAUCCUUUUGCAAUUAUGAAGAAUCUUAUUUCGUUUCUGUUU
Molecule: messenger RNA, 535 nt
Organism: Cajanus cajan (pigeon pea)
Lineage: Eukaryota; Viridiplantae; Streptophyta; Magnoliopsida; Fabales; Fabaceae
Source: RefSeq, a predicted model, not a curated record